AUGCGCCUCUCGUUGGAGGUAAUCGUCAGGGUGAUACAAUUACAGCAUUUUGGUAACGAGGUAGCCAUCAUCAAGUCCGGUGAGUACUGUAAAAGAUUCAAAACGUUAAAUCCCUUUUUGGACGAUGGAAUGAUUCGUGUCGGUGGACGACUACGACAUUCAAGUUUGCCUUAUGGUGUAAAGCAUCAAUGGAUCUUACCUAAGAACGAUGAAACCGUCCAACGGUUGAUUCAAACUGUGCAUCGAGAGAACCUGCAUAUAGGACCGUCGGCGCUGCUCGCCCAGCUUCGCCGGCAAUUUUGGAUUCUGGGAGCCCGUUCUGCUGUACGCAAGGUGACACGAAAUUGUGUGCGGUGUUUCCGGCUCAACCCUCCGUGCGCCAAUCAAUUCAUGGGGGAUCUUCCCGUCGCAAGGUGCGACCAGGCUUCCUCAUUCAUGAAGGUUGGAGUUGACUUUGCGGGUCUCAUUCUCAUUAAACAAAGAGGAAGAAAGAUGGCUCCUGUAAAGGGUUACGUGAGUGUUUUUGUUUGCAUGGUCACCAAGGGCAUUCACUUGGAGGUAGUAGAAGACCUUUCUACAGAUGCGUUCAUCGCCGCCCUGCAGCGAUUCGUCUCUCGUCGUGGUGUCCCUGAGCAGAUAUUUUCCGACAAUGGGACAAAUUUCAUCGGUGCUCGCAACGAGCUGAACGAGCUUUAUCGGCUUUUCAAGCAGCAAGCCACCGAACUCAAGAUUUUUGAAUUCUGCCAACCUCGGCAGAUUCAAUGGAAGAUGAUUCCACCCAUUGGCGUCUGUUUCACUCCUACUGAGAUAUUUUCACUGGUUUCAUUGCUGCAGCGACAAUAG
Messenger RNA from Armigeres subalbatus, 843 nucleotides. RefSeq lists its product as uncharacterized. The transcript is spliced from 2 exons. Lineage: Eukaryota; Metazoa; Arthropoda; Insecta; Diptera; Culicidae. The record is from RefSeq and is a predicted model, not a curated record. Bases 1 to 843 code for a protein of 280 amino acids. Gene Ontology annotation, biological process: DNA integration. Gene Ontology annotation, molecular function: nucleic acid binding.